Messenger RNA from Rana temporaria (common frog), 2600 nucleotides. Its product is annotated as complement C2-like. The transcript has 19 exons. NCBI's taxonomy places the organism in Eukaryota, Metazoa, Chordata, Amphibia, Anura, Ranidae. Gene Ontology annotation, cellular component: extracellular region. Bases 46 to 2349 code for a protein of 767 amino acids. Gene Ontology annotation, molecular function: serine-type endopeptidase activity. The record is from RefSeq and is a predicted model, not a curated record. Gene Ontology annotation, biological process: complement activation; proteolysis.
CCCGUCCUCACAACAAUCCUCUAUACUCACACAGAACAAGCUGCAAUGGGGCACAGCGUGGGUACACAUUGCACAAUGACCAGCUGUUUUCUCACCCUCCUCCUGGUGUCUAUACUCGCUACAGCAGGUGAAGCACAGGUGCAGUGCCCACUGGACGCUGGGUACCCAAAUGGGCUCACUCACCUUACCAAUGAUCUGAAUGUGGGGAGCAUUGCCAAAUUCCUGUGUCCUUCAGGGGAGUAUGCGUGGCCUGCGAGCAGCCGGACCUGCCAAGCCAACGGGCAGUGGAGCAUAAUGAGGUCUAGCACUGGAAGAAGGCAGGACAAGAUCUCCUGUAAAAAAAUGAGGUGUCCAGAGCCUAGAAUGUUUGAAAAUGGAGAGUACUUCCCCAGGGGCCCUUACCCUAUAGGGGCCAACAUUACAUUUGUCUGUAACGAUGGCUACACUCCCCGAGGGUCUAUGGAAAGAACUUGUAGAAGAAAUGCAAAGUGGAGUGGAGAAACGGCAGUGUGCGAUGAUGGAGGUGACCAUUGUGCUGACCCUGGGGUGCCUCCUGGAGCAGAGAAAACUGGAUUUCGGUAUGAUGUUGAGGAAAGUGUCUCAUACAAGUGUCCUAACGACCUUAAACUGGUAGGCUCAGCUAAACGGACCUGUCUCGAGAGCAGGCGGUGGAGCGGAACUGAGGUCAGCUGUCAGUACCCAUAUGCCUUCGAUCUCCCUGAAGAUGUUGGACAACAGUUUGCUGGGUCUCUUUCUGGGGUCUUAAACACCUUUGAAAAAAAAAAAGCUGUUGGGCGCACAGUAAAUGUAAAGAAGGAUGGGAUUCUGAAUGUCUAUCUCCUCCUGGAUGCCUCGAACAGCGUUGGUGAAGACAAUUUCAAGAUCUCCAAGAGCUGUGCAGAGGAACUUGUCAAUGGGCUUGGGGCGUUUGAUAUGAAGGUUCAGUUUGGAAUUCUAUCUUAUGCCACAGAGUCCAAUGUUAUAGUUUAUAUUCAUGACAAGGACUCCAAUGAUAUAGAUUAUGUGCUGGAGCAGAUUCAGUUGAACCUCGUAUACAGCAAGCACCGUGAUAAGCAAGGAACCAACAUUAAGGGGGCAUUGGAAACCGUGCUGGGCAUGAUGUCAUUCCAGAGGCGUCAGUACAAUGAUGAGGAGUGGAACUCAAUCCAACAUGUCAUUAUUCUGCUGACUGAUGGAAAAUCCAACAUGGGUGGUCGGCCUGUGGAUAAUGUAAAGAGAAUUAAAGAAUUCCUAGACAUCACUCCAAACAGAGAGGAUUAUCUAGAUAUCUAUGCAUUCGGUAUUGGUAAGGAAAUCGACAGGGCAGAACUGAGUGAAAUAGCGUCUCAGAAGGAGAAGGAGCAGCACAUGUUCAUACUGGAGGACGCAGAGCGCAUUAAACAAGUCUUCCAGGAGAUAACAAAAAUUAAGAAUUAUGGGGAAAUGUGCGGCCUGAAUGAUGAGAGCUCAGAUACAGAUGACGAGAAUCCAGAUGCAUCUACUCCGAAAAAACAUCCGUGGAAUGUGUUAAUUCAAACUCCAAAUUCAAGCCCUUGCUUCGGAUCUCUGAUCUCCAGCCAGUGGGUCCUCUCUGCUGCUCACUGUUUUAAAGGCUUCGAGCCGAAGCAAUACAAAUUCGGAAUUGGAUCAAAAUUAGAAUCAAAAUUGUAUGAAGGCCAACGGAUCGAGAUCCAUAAAUGUUACAAUAUUAACAGGAAGUCGGACAGAGGGAUAAAGGAGGAUUAUGACUAUGACGUGGCUCUUGUACAGCUGAGCGAGAAAGUGGAAUUCAGCAAAACUGCCAGGCCUAUCUGCAUCCCGUGUACGGAGCCAGCCAACCGCGCCAUGAAACAGCCCAGCACCGCUAACUGCAACGAACACCGGGAACGUUUGUUGUCUUCCAGUGACAUACCGGCCGGAUUUAUCCGCAAGACAAAUAACCCAAAUUUGCUGAAAGAAGGAAGAGUCAAAAUAAAACACAACAAAGUGAGGGACGGCUGUAUAUCAACCAUUAAACAAUGGGAAAAAUUUAAAAACAUCACCAACCUCCAGGACAUGGUGUCACCGCGACAAUUCUGUGUAGAGGGAGAAAUGUCCUGUAAAGGAGAAUCGGGUGGAUCUCUCUUCGUUGAUUUGAGGAAGAGGAGAAGAUUCUUCCAGGUGGGAGUUCUGAGCUUUGGAAUCUUUAACCCCUGUGAAAAAAGGGGUCCGCGCAGGACGUCUCCCAAUGCUCGGGAUUUCUAUGUGAAUGUCAUGGAGGUCUUGCCAUUCCUUCGGGAACACCUAAGUGAAGAUAUGGAGUUCUUACCAGGAAUUCCGGAUUCAGGGGAGGUUGUCUGCCCGGCCUGAUCAGAGCUUGGACUGAAGAACGCGGUCCUUGGAACUCCGCCACCUUGUGUUAACCACUGAUCCACAUAUAUCCAGCAUUUUACAUUGAAUGGACAGACAUGCACUAUAAUCAAUGUUUUGUAAAGCUUUUUAUCAUAUCCUUAAAAAAAAAAAAUGCUUAUAAGUUGACUUAGAAGAGGAACCUAGAUCCAGCUUCCUCCCUUACCUGUUAUGCUUCUUCUUUAUCUAAAAAAAAAAACAUAUUCGCUUUA